Molecule: messenger RNA, 11987 nt
Organism: Pongo pygmaeus (Bornean orangutan)
Lineage: Eukaryota; Metazoa; Chordata; Mammalia; Primates; Hominidae
Gene: WNK1
Product: WNK lysine deficient protein kinase 1
Exons: 31
Coding region: 840-9362 (2840 amino acids)
Biological process (GO): protein phosphorylation
Molecular function (GO): ATP binding; protein serine/threonine kinase activity
Source: RefSeq, a predicted model, not a curated record
CAGUCCUCUAGGUCUCCUCUCCUCUUGCCUCAGAGAAGCAGCGGAGCUCGGGCCCCGCGGUGAGCGGCCCUCCCCUCCCCGCCGUUCCCUCCUCCGUCAGCCCCCGGCACCGGCCCGGGAGGAGACGGGUUUGCCAGGCCUGGGGCGGGCGGGGAGGCCUCGGGGAAGGGGGGGCCCGCUCCUCAGGCGCCGAGGCUCCGAGGCUCCGGCCCUUCGCCUCUGGGCGAUGGGCGACCUGUGAGGCCGGUCCCCAUCGCUGGGGGCGCGUGUGGGAGGAGGCGGCCGCCCGAGUGACCGGGAGCCGGGCCGCGGCCUUCCCUCGCCCGCCUCGGCCCCUCCCACUCCUCUGCCCCGGGGCUGCCACCGCCUGGGCAUCGGACCUGGUCCCGUGCUCGCGGUGCCGCCGCCCUCUGGGCCUAGCCCGCCCAGCUCGGCGAGCGGCGGCAGUGGGAGCCGCAUCCGCCCCGACUCGGUGCCGGCCCCUGGCCCUCCCCUCAUGACUGCGGCGCCUCUGCUGCCACCGCCCGCCCGGCCGCCGCUCGCCGCAGGAUGGAUGCGGACCGUGCGGCGCUAACCCCCGUGGCUGCGCUCCCGAAUCGCCCGCCUUCGAGCCCUCCUCGUGAGCCGCAGCAGCCUCGGUGCCAGCAGCCGCCGCAGCUGGGCCCAGCGGUCCGCCUGCCCCUCGUUGCGGCUUGUCAGUGCUGAGUGAGGCGUCGUCCGGGUCGGCGCGAACCCGCCCGGCCGCGGUGCCCUGCAGCCCUCUGCGCGGGCGGCUCGGCCCUUCACGCCCUUUUCAUUGACAAAUCCGAGCCCGCUCGCCCCUCUCCAGCGAACCGACCAUGUCUGGCGGCGCCGCAGAGAAGCAGAGCGGCACUCCCGGUUCCCUGUUCCUCUCGCCGCCGGCUCCUGCCCCCAAGAAUGGCUCCAGCUCCGAUUCCUCCGUGGGGGAGAAGCUGGGAGCCGCGGCCGCCGACGCUGUGGCCGGCAGGACCGAGGAGUACAGGCGCCGCCGCCACACUAUGGACAAGGACACCCGUGGGGCGGCCGCGACCACUACCACCACUGAGCACCGCUUCUUCCGCCGGAGUGUCAUCUGCGACUCCAAUGCCACUGCACUGGAGCUUCCCGGCCUUCCUCUUUCCCUCCCCCAGCCCAGCAUCCCCGCGGCUGUCCCGCAGAGUGCUCCACCGGAGCCCCACCGGGAAGAGACCGUGACCGCCACCGCCACUUCCCAGGUAGCCCAGCAGCCUCCAGCCGCUGCCGCCCCUGGGGAACAGGCCGUCGCGGGCCCUGCCCCCUCGACUGUCCCCAGCAGUACCAGCAAAGACCGCCCAGUGUCCCAGCCUAGCCUUGUGGGGAGCAAAGAGGAGCCGCCGCCGGCGAGAAGUGGCAGCGGCGGCGGCAGCGCCAAGGAGCCGCAGGAGGAACGGAGCCAGCAGCAGGAUGAUAUCGAAGAGCUGGAGACCAAGGCCGUGGGAAUGUCUAACGAUGGCCGCUUUCUCAAGUUUGACAUCGAAAUCGGCAGAGGCUCCUUUAAGACGGUCUACAAAGGUCUAGACACUGAAACCACCGUGGAAGUCGCCUGGUGUGAACUGCAGGAUCGAAAAUUAACAAAGUCUGAGAGGCAGAGAUUUAAAGAAGAAGCUGAAAUGUUAAAAGGUCUUCAGCAUCCCAAUAUUGUUAGAUUUUAUGAUUCCUGGGAAUCCACAGUAAAAGGAAAGAAGUGCAUUGUUUUGGUGACUGAACUUAUGACAUCUGGAACACUUAAAACGUAUCUGAAAAGGUUUAAAGUGAUGAAGAUCAAAGUCCUAAGAAGCUGGUGCCGUCAGAUCCUUAAAGGACUUCAGUUUCUUCAUACUCGAACUCCACCUAUCAUUCACCGUGAUCUUAAAUGUGACAACAUCUUUAUCACCGGCCCUACUGGCUCAGUCAAGAUUGGAGACCUUGGUCUGGCAACCCUGAAGCGGGCUUCUUUUGCCAAGAGUGUGAUAGGUACCCCAGAGUUCAUGGCCCCUGAGAUGUAUGAGGAGAAAUAUGAUGAAUCCGUUGACGUUUAUGCUUUUGGGAUGUGCAUGCUUGAGAUGGCUACAUCUGAAUAUCCUUACUCGGAGUGCCAAAAUGCUGCGCAGAUCUACCGUCGCGUGACCAGUGGGGUGAAGCCAGCCAGUUUUGACAAAGUAGCAAUUCCUGAAGUGAAGGAAAUCAUUGAAGGAUGCAUACGACAAAACAAAGAUGAAAGAUAUUCCAUCAAAGACCUUUUGAACCAUGCCUUCUUCCAAGAGGAAACAGGAGUACGGGUAGAAUUAGCAGAAGAAGACGAUGGAGAAAAAAUAGCCAUAAAAUUAUGGCUACGUAUUGAAGAUAUUAAGAAAUUAAAGGGAAAAUACAAAGAUAAUGAAGCUAUUGAGUUUUCUUUUGAUUUAGAGAGAGAUGUCCCAGAAGAUGUUGCUCAAGAAAUGGUAGAGUCUGGGUAUGUCUGUGAAGGUGAUCACAAGACCAUGGCUAAAGCUAUCAAAGACAGAGUAUCAUUAAUUAAGAGGAAACGAGAGCAGCGGCAGUUGGUACGGGAGGAGCAAGAAAAAAAAAAGCAGGAAGAGAGCAGUCUCAAACAGCAGGUAGAACAAUCCAGUGCUUCCCAGACAGGAAUCAAGCAGCUCCCUUCUGCUAGCACCGGCAUACCUACAGCUUCUACCACUUCAGCUUCAGUUUCUACACAAGUAGAACCUGAAGAACCUGAGGCAGAUCAACAUCAACAACUACAGUACCAGCAACCCAGUGUAUCUGUGUUAUCUGAUGGGACAGUUGACAGUGGUCAGGGAUCCUCUGUCUUCACAGAAUCUCGAGUGAGCAGCCAACAGACAGUUUCAUAUGGUUCCCAGCAUGAACAGGCACAUUCUACAGGCACAGUCCCAGGGCAUAUACCUUCUACUGUCCAAGCACAGUCUCAGCCCCAUGGGGUAUAUCCACCCUCAAGUGUGCCUCAGUCCAUGGCGCAUCCGUGUGGGGGGACCCCAACAUACCCAGAAUCACAGAUAUUUUUCCCAACUAUUCAUGAACGUCCAGUUUCUUUUUCACCACCUCCCACCUGCCCACCGAAAGUAGCCAUUUCCCAGCGGCGUAAGAGCACCUCCUUCCUGGAAGCCCAAACUCACCACCUCCAACCCCUGCUGAGGACUGUUGGCCAAAGUCUUCUUCCACCUGGUGGCAGCCCAACUAACUGGACACCAGAGGCCGUAGUUAUGUUGGGUACUACAGCCAGUAGAGUAACUGGAGAGUCAUGUGAGAUACAGGUCCAUCCUAUGUUUGAACCAUCUCAAGUUUACAGUGACUAUAGACCUGGACUAGUACUUCCAGAAGAAGCUCACUAUUUUAUUCCUCAGGAAGCAGUGUAUGUAGCUGGGGUACAUUACCAGGCCCGGGUGGCAGAACAGUAUGAGGGCAUUCCAUACAACUCAUCAGUACUGUCAAGUCCUGUGAAACAGAUACCUGAACAGAAGCCAGUACAAGGGGGCCCUACUUCAAGUUCUGUCUUUGAAUUUCCAUCUGGACAGGCUUUCCUGGUAGGACAUCUUCAGAAUCUAAGAUUAGAUUCUGGAUUGAGUCCAGGAUCUCCCCUCUCUAGUAUUUCUGCACCUAUCAGUACAGAUGCUACACGUUUGAAAUUUCACCCUGUCUUUGUUCCUCAUUCUGCGCCUGCUGUGUUAACUCAUAACAAUGAGAGCAGAAGCAACUGUGUAUUUGAAUUUCAUGUUCACACACCAAGCUCCUCUUCAGGAGAAGGAGGUGGAAUUUUACCUCAGCGUGUUUACCGAAAUCGGCAGGUUGCAGUGGACUUGAAUCAAGAAGAACUGCCUCCUCAAUCAGUUGGAUUAUAUGGCUACUUGCAGCCUGUGACUGAAGAAAAGCAUAAUUACCAUGCCCCAGAAUUGACCGUUUCUGUGGUAGAGCCUAUCGGACAGAACUGGCCAAUAGGAAGCCCAGAAUAUUCCAGUGAUUCCUCACAAAUCACUUCUUCAGACCCCAGUGAUUUUCAGUCACCUCCCCCUACAGGGGGAGCAGCUGCAUCUUUUGGCUCUGACGUCUCAUUGCCCUUUAUCCAUCUGCCUCAGACAGUGUUACAAGAAUCCCCACUUUUCUUCUGUUUCCCCCAAGGAACCACAUCUCAGCAGGUCUUAACUGCCUCAUUUUCUUCAGGAGGAUCUGCACUUCAUCCACAGGCACAGGGGCAGAGCCAGGGUCAGCCAUCCUCAAGUAGCUUAACAGGGGUUUCAUCUUCCCAAUCCAUACAACAUCCUCAGCAGCAGCAGGGAAUACAGCAGACAGCCCCUCCUCAACAGACAGUGCAGUAUUCACUUUCACAGACAUCAACCUCCAGUGAGGCCACUACUGCACAGCCAGUGAGUCAACCUCAAGCUCCACAAGUCUUGCCUCAAGUAUCAGCUGGAAAACAGCUUCCAGUUUCCCAGCCAGUACCAACUAUCCAAGGCGAACCUCAGAUCCCAGUUGCGACACAACCCUCGGUUGUUCCAGUCCACUCUGGUGCUCAUUUCCUUCCAGUGGGACAGCCGCUCCCUACUUCCUUGCUCCCUCAGUACCCUGUCUCUCAAAUUCCCAUAUCAACUCCUCAUGUGUCUACGGCUCAGACAGGUUUCUCAUCCCUUCCCAUCACAAUGGCAGCUGGCAUUACUCAGCCUCUGCUCACGUUGGCUUCAUCUGCUACAACAGCUGCGAUCCCGGGGGUAUCAACUGUGGUUCCUAGUCAGCUUCCAACCCUUCUGCAGCCUGUGACUCAGCUGCCAAGUCAGGUUCACCCACAGCUCCUACAACCAGCAGUUCAGUCCAUGGGAAUACCAGCUAACCUUGGACAAGCUGCUGAGGUUCCACUUUCCUCUGGAGAUGUUCUGUACCAGGGCUUCCCACCUCGACUGCCACCACAGUACCCAGGAGAUUCAAAUAUUGCUCCCUCUUCCCACGUGGCUUCUGUUUGCACCCACCCUACAGUCCUGUCCCCUCCCAUGCCGACAGAAGCACUGGCUGCACCUGGGCACUUUCCCACGGUGGCGCAGCCUUAUGUGGAAUCAAAUCUUUUAGUUCCUAUGGGUGCUGUAGGAGGACAGGUUCAAGUGUCCCAGCCAGGAGUGAGUUUAGCACAAGCCCCCACUACAUCCUCCCAGCAAGCAGUUUUGGAGAGUACUCAGGGAGUCUCUCAGGUUGCUCCUACAGAGCCAGUUCCAGUAGCACAGCCACAACCUACCCAGCCGACCACUUUGGCUUCCUCUAUAGACAGUGCACAUUCAGAUGUUGCUUCAGGUAUGAGUGAUGGCAAUGAGAAUGUCCCAUCUUCCAGUGGAAGGCAUGAAGGAAGAACUACAAAACGGCAUUACCGAAAAUCUGUAAGGAGUCGCUCUCGACAUGAAAAAACUUCACGCCCAAAAUUAAGAAUUUUGAAUGUUUCAAAUAAAGGAGACCGAGUAGUAGAAUGUCAAUUAGAGACUCAUAAUAGGAAAAUGGUUACAUUCAAAUUUGACCUAGAUGGUGACAACCCCGAGGAGAUAGCAACAAUUAUGGUGAACAAUGACUUUAUUCUAGCAAUAGAGAGAGAGUCAUUUGUGGAUCAAGUGCGAGAAAUUAUUGAAAAAGCUGAUGAAAUGCUCAGUGAGAAUGUCAGUGUGGAACCAGAGGGUGACCAGGGAUUGGAGAGUCUACAAGGAAAGGAUGACUAUGGCUUUUCAGGUUCUCAGAAAUUGGAAGGAGAGUUCAAACAACCAAUUCCUGCGUCUUCCAUGCCACAGCAAAUAGGCAUUCCCACCAGUUCUUUAACUCAAGUCGUUCAUUCUGCUGGAAGACGGUUCAUAGUGAGUCCUGUGCCAGAAAGCCGAUUACGAGAAUCAAAAGUUUUCCCCAGUGAAAUAACAGAUACAGUUGCUGCCUCUACAUCUCAGAGCCCUGGAAUGAACUUGUCUCACUCUGCAUCAUCCCUUAGUCUACAACAGGCCUUUUCUGAACUUAGACGUACCCAAAUGACAGAAGGACCCAAUACAGCACCUCCAAACUUUAGUCAUACAGGACCAACAUUUCCAGUAGUACCUCCUUUCUUAAGUAGCAUUGCUGGAGUCCCAACCACAGCAGCAGCCACAGUACCAGUCACUGCAACAAGCAGCCCUCCUAAUGACAUUUCCACAUCAGUAAUUCAGUCUGAGGUUACAGUGCCCACUGAAGAGGGGAUUGCUGGAGUUGCCACCAGCACGGGUGUGGCAACUUCAGGUGGUCUCCCCAUACCACCUGUGUCUGAAUCACCAGUACUUUCCAGUGUAGUUUCAAGUAUCACAAUACCUGCAGUUGUCUCAAUAUCUGCUACAUCCCCGUCACUUCAAGUCCCCACAUCCACAUCUGAGAACAUUGUUUCUAGUACAGCACUGUAUCCUUCAGUAACAGUUUCAGCAACUUCAGCCUCUGCAGGGGGCAGUACUGCUACCCCAGGUCCUAAGCCUCCAGCUGUAGUAUCUCAGCAGGCAGCAGGCAGCACUACUGUGGGAGCCACAUUAACAUCAGUUUCUACCACCACUUCAUUCCCAAGCACAGCUUCACAGCUGUCCAUUCAGCUUAGCAGCAGUACUUCUACUCCUACUUUAGCUGAAACCGUGGUAGUUAGCGCACACUCACUAGAUAAGACAUCUCAUAGCAGUACAACUGGAUUGGCUUUCUGCCUCUCUGCACCAUCUUCCUCUUCCUCUCCUGGAGCAGGAGUGUCUAGUUCUGUUUCUCAGCCUGGUGGGCUGCAUCCUUUGGUCAUUCCAUCAGUGAUAGCUUCUACUCCUAUUCUUCCCCAAGCAGCAGGACCUACUUCUACACCUUUAUUACCCCAAGUACCUAGUAUCCCACCCUUGGUACAACCUGUUGCCAAUGUGCCUGCUGUACAGCAGACACUAAUUCAUAGUCAGCCUCAACCAGCUUUGCUUCCCAACCAGCCACAUACUCAUUGUCCUGAAAUAGAUUCUGAUACACAACCCAAAGCUCCUGGAAUUGAUGACAUAAAGACUCUAGAAGAAAAGCUGCGGUCUCUCUUCAGUGAACACAGCUCAUCUGGAGCUCAGCAUGCCUCUGUCUCACUGGAGACCUCACUAGUCAUAGAGAGCACUGUCACACCAGGCAUCCCAACUACUGCUGUUGCACCAAGCAAACUCCUGACUUCUGCCACAAGUACUUGCUUACCACCAACCAAUUUACCACUAGGAACAGUUGCUUUGCCAGUUACACCAGUGGUUACACCUGGGCAAGUUUCUACCCCAGUCAGCACUACUACAUCAGGACUGAAACCUGGAACUGCUCCCUCAAAGCCACCUCUAACCAAGGCUCCGGUGCUGCCAGUGGGUACUGAACUUCCAGCAGGUACUCUACCCAGCGAGCAGCUGCCACCUUUUCCAGGACCUUCUCUAACCCAGUCCCAGCAACCUCUAGAGGAUCUUGAUGCUCAAUUGAGAAGAACACUUAGUCCAGAGAUUAUCACAGUGACUUCUGCGGUUGGUCCUGUACCCGUGGUGGCUCCAACAGCAAUUACAGAAGCAGGAGCACAGCCUCAGAAGGAUGUUUCUCAAGUCAAAGAAGGCCCUGUCCUAGCAACUAGUUCAGGAGCUGGUGUUUUUAAGAUGGGACGAUUUCAGGUUUCAGUUGCAGCAGACGAUGCCCAGAAAGAGGGUAAAAAUAAGUCAGAAGAUGCAAAGUCUGUUCAUUUUGAAUCCAGCACUUCAGAGUCCUCGGUGCUAUCAAGUAGUAGUCCAGAGAGUACCUUGGUGAAACCAGAGCCGAAUGGGAUAACCAUCCCUGGUAUCUCUUCAGAUGUGCCAGAGAGUGCUCACAAAACUACUGCCUCAGAGGCAAAGUCAGACACUGGGCAGCCUACCAAGGUUGGACGUUUUCAGGUGACAACUACAGCAAAGAAAGUGGGUCGUUUCUCUGUAUCAAAAACUGAGGACAAGAUCACUGACACAAAGAAAGAAGGACCAGUGGCAUCUCCUCCUUUUAUGGAUUUGGAACAAGCUGUUCUUCCUGCUGUGAUACCAAAGAAAGAAAAGCCUGAACUGUCAGAGCCUUCACAUCUAAAUGGGCCAUCUUCUGACCUGGAGGCCGCUUUUUUAAGUAGGGAUGUGGAUGAUGGUUCAGGUAGUCCACACUCCCCCCAUCAACUGAGCUCAAAGAGCCUUCCUAUCCAGAAUCUAAGUCAAAGCCUUAGUAAUUCAUUUAACUCCUCUUACAUGAGUAGUGACAAUGAGUCAGAUAUCGAAGAUGAAGACUUAAAGUUAGAGCUGCGACGACUACGAGAUAAACAUCUCAAAGAGAUUCAGGACCUGCAGAGUCGCCAGAAGCAUGAAAUUGAAUCUUUAUAUACCAAACUGGGCAAGGUGCCCCCUGCUGUUAUUAUUCCCCCAGCUGCUCCCCUUUCAGGGAGAAGACGACGACCCACUAAAAGCAAAGGAAGCAAAUCUAGUCGAAGCAGUUCCUUGGGGAAUAAAAGCCCCCAGCUUUCAGGUAACCUGUCUGGUCAGAGUGCAGCUUCAGUCUUGCACCCCCAGCAGACCCUCCACCCUCCUGGCAACAUCCCAGAGUCCGGGCAGAAUCAGCUGUUACAGCCCCUUAAGCCAUCUCCCUCCAGUGACAACCUCUAUUCAGCCUUCACCAGUGAUGGUGCCAUUUCAGUACCAAGCCUUUCUGCUCCAGGCCAAGGCUGUGCGAAGUUUAACUGUGCAUCUGAACAGGUGACAUUCAAACCUGGUGGCAGGAGGACCCGAUUUCUGAGUACGCCCUGCUUGGCUCUUUGGAAGAUGGUGAAAAAAGUCUGUCCUUGCAACCAGCUCUGUAGGACCAGCAGCACAAACACUGUUGGGGCAACAGUGAACAGCCAAGCCGCCCAGUCUCAGCCUCCUGCCAUGACGUCCAGCAGGAAGGGUACAUUCACAGAUGACUUGCACAAGUUGGUAGACAAUUGGGCCCGAGAUGCCAUGAAUCUCUCAGGCAGGAGAGGAAGCAGAGGGCACACAAAUUAUGAGGGCCCUGGAAUGGCAAGGAAGUUCUCUGCACCUGGGCAACUGUGCAUCUCCAUGACCUCAAACCUGGGUGGCUCUGCCCCCAUCUCUGCAGCAUCAGCUACCUCUCUAGGUCACUUCACCAAGUCUAUGUGCCCCCCACAGCAGUAUGGCUUUCCAGCUACCCCAUUUGGCGCUCAGUGGAGUGGGACGGGUGGCCCAGCACCACAGCCACUUGGCCAGUUCCAACCUGUGGGAACUGCCUCCUUGCAGAAUUUCAACAUCAGCAAUUUGCAGAAAUCCAUCAGCAACCCCCCAGGCUCCAACCUGCGGACCACUUAGACCUAGAGACAUUAACUGAAUAGAUCUGGGGGCAGGAGAUGGAAUGCUGAGGGGGUGGGUGGGGGGUGGGAAGUAGCCUAUAUACUAACUACUAGUGCUGCAUUUAACUGGUUAUUUCUUGCCAGAGGGGAAUGUUUUUAAUACUGCAUUGAGCCCUCAGAAUGGAGAGUCUCCCCCACUCCAGUUAUUGGAGUGGGAGAGGAAGGAAAGAACAGCUUUUUUGUAAAGGGGCAGCUUCAGACCAUGCUUUCCCGUUUAUCUAUGCUCAGUAAUGAGGAUGAGGGCUAGGAAAGUCUUUUUCACAAGGAAGCUAGAGAACUCAAUGUAAAAUCAAACCCAUCUGUAAUUUCGAGUGGGUGGAGCUCUUGAUUUUGGUACAUGCCCCAAAUCCCUUACUCCCUCAAGAAUCUGAACCACAAGACAAAACAACCUGUUGGGCUCUCUCCUACCCUGCCCUAACCCUUUUUUUACCCCUCUCUUUUUUAUUUUGUUUUUCUUUGCUCUUUAGAACCCAGUGAAAAAUGCCAGGGGACUGGGGUGCAACUCUUUCUUAUGAUAGGUCAUUAGUGCUUUAAGCAAAAGAUAUUAGCAGCUUUGACUGCAGCAUUAGCAAUUAGGAAAAAAAAAUAAGUUCCCUGCGGACAUGUAACUUUGCCAUCAGUUUUGAUGUGGAAACACUGUGAUAUAUAAAAUGUUGUUGGACAACAGUAGUUUUAAGAGUAAAAUAUGAAACGUUUAAAAAGUUCCAAAAAAAAGCUAGCUCUGUCCUUUACUUAUUGAGACACUUUAACUUUUUCCUUUGUAUUUCCAUUGUAUUAGAUAAAUAAAUGUGAAUGUAAAAUUGUAUAAAUUACUGUACUUGAAUACUUCUGUUUCCCAGUGUUGCUUGCUGGACAUUUUAGUGCCUUGGACUUCUAUUGCUUCUGCCAUUAGCAUCGACUUAUCAGACCCCAGAUCAAUAAAGGGCAUGCGGAAGGGAAUCUUAGGUCCGUGUGACCCCAGCAGUCCAGCAGUGGUUAUGCCAAAGGGAAAUUGAAAAAGUAUUUUUUUAAGUCAUUCAACAACUUUGUCUAGAGCAGGUGUAAGAUGAGUAGGGUGGGAAGUUAAGUUGGCAUCAGUGGUUAAAAACAGAAAGUUCUGUUUCAGGAAUAGUGAGGAGGGGGUGUUGUAACAAAAUUGGGCAACUUGAAAGAAUGGUUCAUGCUGGGUGAAAGACAAAGACUAAAGAAUGAGGAAACAAACGUGAUGCCUGGCCAGUGACUGUCAUAGAAACCUUUCUUAUUUGAGCUAGGCUUGAACAGACGUGACCUAGAAGAAAUUGAACAUAAAGAGAAGGGGGUGGGGGCUAGUUUUCAAGUUGGGGAACCUGAUAGUGAAAAGUCACAGAUGGAGAAAGUUGCUCUCAGAAAAACUGUUUGGAUUGCUUUCCUCUUGUUGCACAUGUACCGUGCAUUUCUCAGCUCGGGGUACUAUAUUUUGUGGAAAGUGAAUCUUUCCACAUCUGAAUUAAUCAUUAUAGGAAAGAAUACUUAUUCCUACUCGUUUCCUUUAUGAUGUCCAAUGGUUGCAGGAUCAUAAUCUGUUGUGCCACCUUUAUUUCCAGAAGUACAACUAAUAUGUUCACAUUUUCAAAUAAAUACUCCCCGUAAGUAAUAACUGCAACCAAUCAGUGUUAUUUAGUGCUAUGCCUACUUGUAAUGGGUAGUUAUUAUUUUCAGAGCUUUCCGGAAAUACUGUCCUAACUGGCUAUGUUUAGGAUCUUUGUUAUCUCUGAAGACAAAGAAGCUAGGACUCUUCAUUUUGGGGUGCUUCUUGACUCUUAGUUGGGAAACUGAAAAUAUUUCCAACCUUUUACCCACGUCAAUGGCGUAUUCCGGGAAUCACCACCACCAACACCGCCACAGAAAGAGGCUGGAGGCUCCCGUACCCUGUUCAUUCCUUAAGGGCCCUGCUUCCCUUAGUAAGUUGGUCUACGGCCCUAAAUAUGCAAAUGAGAGCUGAAGGUUUUUAAAAGGUAGAAAGGAAAAGGGCAAGGGCUUCAACCCCUGCUUUAAAAUGAUUUAUUUAUUCUCUGCUUGUAUUUCUUGUGGAGAGAGUAAGGAUAGAACUAACAAGGGGCCGAGUAGCUGAGAAAGGGGCCACCCAAGAGUGAAACAUACUUUAUACCAGAGGAGCAGUGGAGCCUCAUGCAGCACAUUAUCAUUUGUUAUUUGGGUUUAAUAAUUUUGACAUCUUUUCACUCAUACACAAAAAGAACUGGUUUUAUUUACUGUUGAUUUCAUCCUCCUGUGGAUGAAAUAACUGAAGCCUAGAGGAAUGAACUAGUGCUACUGAACUGUUUGUUUAAAUUAUUUUUGUGUUAAUAGUACACUUUGAGUAUCUUUUUCCACAUUAAAAACUUUCUGAAUUAUAAAUGUUUUCCUUACAUUAUUUAACAAUGUACACUGUUUAAAAAUAAAAAUAAAAAUUCAAACUUUGGGGGUUUCUCAGCAGCCGUUAAUUGUACAUUUUGCACUAACUCUGGGUGUUGCGCUUCUUGUAAGAUUGCGCUUUGUGCUUCAGUUUGUUACCUUUGUAGACUUAUUUAAUGAAACCAUUCAAAUAAACCAAACUUGCUUUUGUUGA